Molecule: messenger RNA, 555 nt
Organism: Cadophora gregata
Lineage: Eukaryota; Fungi; Ascomycota; Leotiomycetes; Helotiales; Ploettnerulaceae
Exons: 1
Coding region: 1-555 (184 amino acids)
Biological process (GO): endoplasmic reticulum to Golgi vesicle-mediated transport
Cellular component (GO): endoplasmic reticulum membrane
Source: RefSeq, a predicted model, not a curated record
AUGCUUUUUUCUUCCUUCCCCUACGACUAUCCUCUUCUCUGGACCACCGAGGCUACACCUGCGGCCUAUUACGAUCAAUUGGAAAUCCAUCUUAGGUUCCUCCAUGCGUCUCCCCCGAUAAUCGCCCGAAUACUCCACAUCGCAAUCACAGUCGGCUUCGUCGGCUUUUUCAUCAAGCUCUUUAAGCCCUCUGAAGCCAACCUCCUUUUUGAUGGCGCAUCUCUGGUUCUAUAUCUUAUCGCUGUUGUCGUCUAUAUCACCAACAUUGUGAAGGGCCUUCGAAUUGUGACAUUGGGUGUCUACGGUGUGCCAGAAGGAGCCACAGAGAUUGCAAUUGGCAGAGAAGACAGCUUGAGAGUUUUGGCUGCUAGCAAUACAAUUUUGGCACUUGUCUUAGUUGGAGUACUGGUGCUUCAAGCUGGUCAGUGGUAUGCUGAGCGCAAGGAUCUUGACGAGGCUAUCAAGUAUGAGAAGGAACAGGAGGAGAAGGCUGCUACAAAAAGCCCCAAGACUGGAAGCCAUAUUACGAGAUCAGCAUCCAAGAAGAAGCAAUGA